Messenger RNA from Anneissia japonica, 778 nucleotides. Its product is annotated as very-long-chain 3-oxoacyl-CoA reductase-like. The record is from RefSeq and is a predicted model, not a curated record. Lineage: Eukaryota; Metazoa; Echinodermata; Crinoidea; Comatulida; Comatulidae. The coding region runs from base 17 to 763 and encodes 248 amino acids. Gene Ontology annotation, cellular component: endoplasmic reticulum. The transcript has 7 exons. Gene Ontology annotation, molecular function: oxidoreductase activity.
UUGUGAUACCUUGGCGAUGAUACCUACCUAUUUUUGUCGUCGCUUUGCAACCGCAUGUUUAGCAAGGAAAAUGGGUACUGAAAACACCGGUAAAAUUUUCGGGGAGUAUAAUAGAAUAUUUGCAGCUGUCGGAGCAGCUACUGUAUGCUAUCUUACUUUCAAGAUAGUUUCAUCAGUUCUUCGUGGGCUAAAAGCGUACUACGUUAGUCGUACUUUAGGCCUAAAUGCAAAUUUAGCCAAGCUCGGAAAGUGGGCGGUUGUGACUGGAGCUACCGAUGGUAUUGGCAAAGCAUACGCUGAGCAGCUUGCUAAAUUGGGGUUAAACAUAGUGCUCAUAAGUAGAACAUUGUCAAAACUGCAAGCAACAGCAUCUGAAAUAGAAAGUCGAUACAAAGUAAAGACUAGAGUGAUAGCAGUGGAUUUCUGCCUUGGACCCGAGAUCUACAGCGACAUUGAGGAGAAGUUGGCCGACCUGGAGAUAGGUGUUCUAGUUAACAAUGUUGGCAUGGCUUAUGACUUCCCUAAGUAUUUUCUUGAAAUUGAAAAUGCUAAAAAGACAAUUGUUGACAUUUUGAAUUGUAACUGUUUGUCGAUGGCAAUGAUGACGCAAAUAUGUCUUCCACAAAUGCAGCAGAGGAGGAAAGGAGCCGUCAUCAAUAUCUCCUCUGCGUCGGGAUUAACACCAUGUCCAUUGUUAACUGUUUACUCAGCAACUAAGGUAUUAUUUCAAUUUCAUUCAUAUAUUUUGCCAUUUUUUUUUUAAACAGUCAAACAAUUA